Messenger RNA from Haliotis rufescens (red abalone), 2294 nucleotides. RefSeq names its product mannan endo-1,4-beta-mannosidase-like. The transcript has 13 exons. The record is from RefSeq and is a predicted model, not a curated record. Bases 80 to 2179 code for a protein of 699 amino acids. Lineage: Eukaryota; Metazoa; Mollusca; Gastropoda; Lepetellida; Haliotidae.
CCAGAUAGAUAAGACAUACAUAUAUUAGAGUCAGGUUUGCAGGCACCAGUGUUUGGUCAAAGGUAUCGAGAAGAUCUAGAUGGCCAUGCGUGUAUUCACUCUUUCCAUCGGACUCCUAGCUAUUGGAACAGUCGCAGCUGAUCACCUCACCAUCGUCCGAGCCAGGGUGACCUUUGAUGCCGCGGAGAACAGGUGCAAGGCUUUGGGUGGUCAUCUGGCGUCCAUACACAGCGAUGUCGAGAAUGACCUGGCUCACAGACUGUGUGAUCUGACUAACGGUGACUGCUGGCUGGGUUAUCGACGUGUGGGCACGUCCGGCAACGUCUUCGCCUGGAUAGAUGGGUCAAACCAGGCAUACACCAAUUUUCAUUCAGGUGAACCUGACAACUGGAACCACGUAGAGGGAUGUGUCCAGCUCCUCUUGAAGUACAGCCUGGGAACAUGGAGUGACCAGGACUGUGACGCCAGCUACGACCACGCCUACCCCAUCUGCAGGGUCAAGGACAGUAACGUGACCUUGACCGCCCCUGAACUAACGACCUCCAACACGGGAUCAACGAACCCCGGAGAUUUCAAUGUACAACUCGUAAAUGUGAAAAUGACCUUUAAGCAAGCGGAAGACGUGUGUUCUGGGUAUGGCGGCCAUCUUGUCUCUAUUCACAGCAGGGCGGAGAAUGAUCAGGUCAACCAACUUUGUCGAAAAGCUGGCGGGUCCUGCUGGAUUGGUUUGUCUCUUGGUACUUCCUGGACCUGGACCGAUGGAUCUGCCGUGAAGUACUGGUACUUUCACACAGGUGAGCCCGACAACUGGAAUGGAGUGGAGAAAUGUGCCCAAAUGAUGGCCAAGUUUUCCCAAGGCGUGUGGAGUGACCAAGAUUGUGACGCAGCCUACGACAACGCAUUCCCCGUAUGUAAGUUUCCCGCGGGGAGCCACCCCGUCAUCACCACUCCCGUGCCCACUACGCCCGCCCCCCACAGCAACAACAAUAAUGGCGGGCAAGGUUCAAAGCCGUCUCAGGCACCACAGAGUUCUCAGAAGUGCCCUGAUGGAGUCACAGAAACAAUUGAUUAUGGAAAUCUAAACAAAUCUGGCCCAGGACGGAAGCUUCAGAUCAAAGGGAAGCAUUUCUACAUCAACGACAAAAAGGUGUUUCUGUCGGGAGCCAAUCAGGCGUGGGUUGCCUAUGGUUACGAUUUCGGGAAUAACCAAUACCAAUACAGGAAGACUCAAUUUGAAUGUUUCCUCAGGAAAAUACAUCAAGCUGGAGGAAACUCAAUGAGAACUUGGAUCCAUGUAAGUGGACAAACGACUCCCGAAUUUGGCGCUUCUGGUCACGUGGUCAGCCUUGAUAAAGAAGGAACGUUCAUCAGCGAUAUAAAGAAGUACCUCAGAACAGCUGCCAAAUACAACAUCGUGAUAUUCUUGACUCUGUGGAAUGGUGCCCUGCAUAACAGCAAAAUGGACGGCUUGGUGAAGGAUGAAUCCAUUUUACAGUCCUACAUCGACAAUGGACUCAUCCCAUUGGCUAAAGCCAUCAAGGAUGAACCUGGUUUGGGCGGAUAUGACAUCAUCAACGAGAUCGAAGGUCUCUUGAUACCCGACGAGACUAACACGGAGCCAUGCUUCGACACGAAUAUCCUUCACAAGUCCGGUGCUGGUUGGGCGCAGAGGGCGUUCUCCAUGCAAGACUUUUUAAGAUUUAUUUCCCGACAAGCUGACGCUAUCCGAAACGUAGAUCCGACCACGCCCAUCACAGCUGGGUCAUGGAACGUGCGGUCUAAUACUGAUCAGUUCAAGUUCUUUAACUACUAUAAAGACGAGUGUAUGAAGAAGGCUGGCGGAAAGCCCCAGGGGCAUCUUACGUUUUAUUCAACUCACACCUAUGAUAAUAAAACGUUGUUCGACGACUGGGCUCCAUUCCUGCACAAUGCUUCGGAGUACCAACUGGAUAAACCACUUGUCAUCGCUGAGUUCAACCAAGUUCGAGGAGCAGGAAUGACGUCACAGGACCAGUUCAAGUGGUCUUAUUUCCAUGGUUACGACGGUGCCUGGAGUUGGUAUGCCAUGGCCCAGUCCAGUCCAACAGACACCCUUGCAACACAGAUGCUGGGCAUGGAGUCCAUUAAGGCAGAAACAGACGAGAAGGCAGGAGGACUAGUAGCGUUCUCGUUAACGUAAAAAUACAACCAGUGACGUUAACGUUAAAUACAACCAGUGACGUUAACGUAAAAUACAACCAGUGACAGAAGAUACUUUGUAAAAUAGCACACUUGAGAUAAACGUUGCUUUCAUA